This is a messenger RNA of Morus notabilis, 968 nucleotides long. RefSeq names its product thioredoxin-like 3-1, chloroplastic. Gene Ontology annotation, cellular component: chloroplast stroma. The record is from RefSeq and is a predicted model, not a curated record. The transcript is spliced from 5 exons. The coding region runs from base 266 to 835 and encodes 189 amino acids. Lineage: Eukaryota; Viridiplantae; Streptophyta; Magnoliopsida; Rosales; Moraceae.
GCUUUACAUUACACGAAAACACCACUUCUCUCCAUUUCGAAACUCACCAAAAACACACAUAUAGAUGCCUUAAUUCACAAAGCAUUAAACAUUUCCAACUUCCAAGAAGAUCAAACUGCCCAUAAAAACCACCAUUUCAAUUUUCCAUCACCAACCCAUGAUUCUAUUCCCAGUUUUCCACUGACCCAUCUCCCCAAAAUUCUCACUUCUUCGAUAUUGCUAGUCUAGAGAGAGAGAGAGAGAGAUAGUUAGUCUUAGAAAGAGAAUGUCCGUUCUGGCAGCGAGUUCUCAGAUUCUGUGGAGAGAAUUCCAUCACAGAGAUCAUCAUCAUCAUCAACAGUUGUGUGCGAGUAGUGGGAAUUACAGCUUCUUUGCAGGAAAAUCCGGUGGGUUUUGGGGCGAUUUCAGAAACAGAGAAGACAAGAAAACAUCGAAGAGGGACAUGAGAGCAGAAGCGUUUUGGCCUGAUUUGUCGAAACCCGCUUCCGUCGAGAUGGAGCCCAUCAACGACUGUGAUCAUCUCGACCGGAUUCUAAGCCAUGCACAGGAAAUCUCCCAGCCAAUUCUCAUUGAUUGGAUGGCUUCUUGGUGCCGGAAAUGUAUCUAUUUGAAACCGAAGUUGGAGAAAUUGGCCGCUGAUUAUGAUACCAAAAUAAAGUUCUAUUGCGUGGAUGUCAACAAGGUCCCUCAAGAUCUGGUGAAGCGCGGAAACAUUACUAAAAUGCCAACAAUUCAGAUAUGGAAAGAUGGGGAGAUGAAAGCAGAAGUUAUUGGAGGGCAUAAAGCUUGGAUUGUGAUUAACGAGGUCACAGAAAUGGUCAAAAAAUUUGUCUAGUUAUUAUUUCGAGUUCAAUAAGUUGGAAGUCUUUAUAUAUGUCUUUCUUAUAUAUAAGAAAAUCAAAAGCGAAUAUGUAUAUAGCUUUUACCAUAUGACAAAUUAACAAUUUCGUCUCGAUUUUAAAGAGUUA